AUGUUGGGCCUAGUUGGAUCUGCCUCUGUCGUUCUUCAUGCCUUGCUAAGCCGUCGUAGGAAACGCGAUGCUCUGUCACCAUCUCUUUUAUCGUCUACAGAUUCGUCCGUUGUGGUUAAAAGAGCGGAAACGCGAUCGACUUCGGUUGGACCAUCUGUGGGUUCCGCACCAUCGUCAGAUACUCCUACACCCAACGGACAGAUUAGGCAACGCAGAACAACUUCAAGCCAUGAAAGUGUUAGCGAAACAUUCCACAGCAAAUUCCUUCAAGAUUUUGAGCCAGUGAAACUGCUUGGACAUGGGGGUUUUGGUGUAGUAUUUGAAGCGAUUAACCGACUUGAUGAAUGUCCUUAUGCGGUCAAGCGCAUUGCUGUUUCUAAUAGUGAACGUGCUAUUCAAAGAGUUCUGCGCGAAGUGAGAGCUAUGGCAAAACUGGAUCAUCCAAGUAUAAUCCGAUAUUAUCACACGUGGAUUGAGAGACCUCCAGAUGGCUGGCAGGUAUCAGAUGCAGGUCGUCGAAAGGAAAAAAGGUUGCUGCACACGACAUUUUUCCUGUGUCAGGAGCAAACCUUGCAUGCUUGGUUGUCCGAACAUAGAUCAUGGGAAGAUCGUCCUAUUGAUAAAAUGAAAAUAUGGAUGAUACAAAUGUGUAGUGCGGUUAGCUAUAUCCAUCAACAGGGACUCAUUCAUCGCGAUAUGAAGCCACAAAAUAUAUUCUUCGCAUCAGAUCAGACAUUGAAAGUAGGUGACUUGGGGCUGGUCACCAGAUGUGUUCCCGCCGAGGAUCAACCUAUCGAAAAGAACUCAUCUCGUUUCGCUAUCCAUACUGAUAAUGUGGGCACGAGGGGUUAUAUGAGUCCGGAGCAGUUAGCAAAUCGGCCAUACACUUUCAAAGUUGAUGUGUUCUCUCUUGGUCUUAUCUACUGUGAGCUGGUGAUACCAUUUCAAACAUUAAUGGAAAGAAGUCUUACACUAAGUUGUCUGCAACGUGACGAUAUUCCAGAUGCUCUUGCUGGAAUGCCGGAGGAGGUCAGUUUUCUGAAUUAUCUUUCUAAAAUGUUUUGUCAAUCACUGAUCUCGUUGUUAUCGUGUUUUCUAGAGCAUUGCAUGAAUCUUUUGAUCUGA
Strongylus vulgaris is the source of this 1125-nucleotide messenger RNA. Lineage: Eukaryota; Metazoa; Nematoda; Chromadorea; Rhabditida; Strongylidae. The record is from the annotation of a GenBank genome assembly.